Trichoderma citrinoviride is the source of this 549-nucleotide messenger RNA. RefSeq lists its product as hypothetical. Gene Ontology annotation, cellular component: endoplasmic reticulum. Lineage: Eukaryota; Fungi; Ascomycota; Sordariomycetes; Hypocreales; Hypocreaceae. The coding region runs from base 1 to 549 and encodes 182 amino acids. The record is from RefSeq and is a predicted model, not a curated record. The transcript has 3 exons.
AUGGCAUCGCAACGGAAAGCCCUGCGCGACUGGCUCUACCUCUUCAUCAUCAGCACCCAGCUCUUUAGCAUGCUAGCCCUCGACCUCGUCGCCUUCUACCCAAAAGCCCUCUACCAACCCCCCUCCUCCCCGCUCCACUUCCUCCUCGCCCUCCGCAAGUUCUACGUCUCCUCCACCGGCGACCCCUUCUUCUCCGCCCAAAAGCAGCAGCAGCAGCCCUGGUUCGAAAUCUUCCUCUACAUCGAAGCCCUCGUCCAGCUCCCCCUCGCAGCCUACCUCGUCUCCCAGCUGUCCUCCAAGAAGCCGACUUCCGGCCCGGCGGAACUCGCCGGGCUGGCGUUUGGCUGCGUCACCUUCAUGGGUGCUGCGGCGUGCUGCUUUGAGCUGUGGCACAUGGGCGAGGACGUGCUGAGCGCGCAGAAGAAGGGGGCGUUGCUGUACGGGACGUAUCUCCCGUUUGCUGUCAUCCCUGCUUUGCUGGCUGUGGACAUGUAUCUGCGGCUGCUGCCUCGGGUGCAACAAUCUGAUGCCAAGGCAAAGACGCAGUAA